AUGGCUACGAAAGAGAAGUCGACCGGGCUUCGCCAAAAGUUUAUAAACAAAACGUUUAAUUCAUCCAGCGUCGACUCCACCGCGGUUGAAGAAAAACUGUUCAGCGGCGGAGUCGACGAAGAAGAGGACGGACCCGUGGUGUUCUUCUGCGUGAAGUGCAGGUUACCUGUGGGGGAUUCUCUGUCCUGGGACGGAGUUGAAGAUGGACAGAACCAAAUAAGACUAAAGCGGGUGACUGACAAUGUCCUGAUUGGAAAAGAAACUCGUCAGCUUGAAAUGAGCAAACAGUCUCAUUGUUUGAUUGUGGAUCUUAUCUGUCGAGGCUGCCGCUCCGUGCUCGGCAUGAUUUACACGUCUACUCCAAGGAACAUGGACAACAUGAGGUUUACUUUCUGCAUGAGCGUAGCCAGUAUCGACAGCUAUGAGCUGGGCUCUGCAAAGCAGAUGUUGGCAGCAGAUGUCCCCAAAGAGCAGCCAGUCACUCUGGAGUACAGGGGCGUCGUAGAGCAGCAGCUGACAGAGAUGAAAAUGCUCGUCAUGUCCAUGGCUCAGAGGCUGGAGGAGAUCGAAACUGGCCUUCAGGACGAAUGUGAUGACAGCGAUGGACGUUAAACUCGCACCCAAAGGUGCUCUUUCCAGCCGUUGCUGUGUGCAUUUAACGUUCAUAUCUUUACAUUAAUGCUUCUUUCCAAAGGUUCACCUCAACCACAUUUUUCAAACGGAACAUUUUGUCCCAGUUUCACCUGGUUCACACACCUGCAUUCACUUGGCUUUGUCCUGAUUACUAGCAGCGAAACAAAGACUCCCUGUGCUUGUAAUCAAUCAUGUUGCCGGCUCGGUUCUCGUGGCGCUGUCGCUCCGUGGCUUUCAGUUCAGAACGAAGCGAGCGCCAUUUAUUUGUUCAGAGUUUCAUCAAGCAGGCUGCACACUCAGCACAACGCUGUAUCGAUCUGCCCACCGGAGGCCACACACACACACACACACGUUUUUCUUUACGUGUAGCAUUUAAGGUGUCUUGUUGCCACUAGAACUGAUAAUACGUGAAGAAUUUGUGUUAAAACUUUACGAAAGGAAAUUGUUUUUGUUUUUCAAUCCAUCAGAUGGGCA
Nematolebias whitei (Rio pearlfish) is the source of this 1107-nucleotide messenger RNA. RefSeq names its product MIS18 kinetochore protein A (gene mis18a). Gene Ontology annotation, biological process: chromosome segregation; CENP-A containing chromatin assembly. The transcript has 5 exons. Bases 1 to 612 code for a protein of 203 amino acids. The record is from RefSeq and is a predicted model, not a curated record. Lineage: Eukaryota; Metazoa; Chordata; Actinopteri; Cyprinodontiformes; Rivulidae. Gene Ontology annotation, cellular component: chromatin; chromosome, centromeric region; nucleus.